This is a messenger RNA of Aspergillus pseudonomiae, 1969 nucleotides long. RefSeq names its product SUMO ligase MMS21. Gene Ontology annotation, cellular component: nucleus; Smc5-Smc6 complex. The transcript has 2 exons. Gene Ontology annotation, biological process: double-strand break repair via homologous recombination; protein sumoylation. The record is from RefSeq and is a predicted model, not a curated record. The coding region runs from base 122 to 1567 and encodes 481 amino acids. Gene Ontology annotation, molecular function: SUMO ligase activity; zinc ion binding. Lineage: Eukaryota; Fungi; Ascomycota; Eurotiomycetes; Eurotiales; Aspergillaceae.
UACCAAGUCGCACAUCGCCCAGAACCCAAAACCAAGUGCGCAAACAAACUUCAACGAGAAACCCGCACCUACCAAUACCCCCGCCCCCGCCUCCGAGAUCACCCUUCAAAAGAAAAUUAAAAUGACAACCCCAACCCCAACCCCAAGCUCCUCGCGACACCGAUCCCGCCAUGCAAGCAGCAGCGUCCAGCGCCUAAGCCAAAGGCCCCGAGCCUCAACACCCCCACUCCCAGACUACGAAGCGCCCAUCGCACCCCUCCACAGCGCAGCACAAAUCAAGCUCCUAUCUCUCCUUAAAUCGCAGUCGCUGCGACCGUUGAAGACGCAUCUCCAGCACGCGGAGGAGAAGCUCACCGAUUCUGCUGGGGAGGUUAAUGAGCGGCUUACUGAUGCACGGGUGCGGCUGCAGCGGUUGAAGGAGCGGAGGGGGGAGAGGGAGAAUUUUAAUGAAGGUGAGGAGGAUGGGGCACAGCAGCAGGAUGAUGAGGAAUGGGAGGAAAAUUUGAGGGAGCUGGAGGAGAAGGUCGGGGGUGUUACGGAGCGGUUGGAGGCGCGGAUGCGCGGCACGAUUGAUGGGGAGGUUAGGGUUGAUAGGUUGAUUGGGGUGCUUGGGACGGUUGAGAGGGAGGUUGAGCAGGAGAAUAAUGCUGGGAGGAAUAUGAGGAGGAGGACUAGACGUCGGGGUGGGGAGGAGGAGGAGGAGGAGGAGGAUAACGAUGAGGAUGAGGAUUAUGAGGAGGCGGAGGAGAGGGGUAGGGAAAGUGUGCCGCCGACGAGGAGGUUGGAUGAGCUACUUGGGGAGAAUUAUGCAGGGUGGGAUAGGCUUUCGUUGACGGAACGGUACUCGACCAACAAUGCCUACAUUGGGUUCUAUCGAAUUAUUCACGAAGCGAAACACCCCGGCGAAGAUAUCCCUCCACUACCGCACGCAUCAACGUGGUUCUCACAUCUGGAAGAUCCAGCUACGGCUUCGGCGCAAGCGCCCGAUUCUUCGGCCCGGCGGACGCGUCGUCGGAGAUCUCCUUCUCCGGCGGACUCAGAUGAGAUCGCCAUCGAGAGCGAGCGCAUAUCGCUCAAAUGCCCUCUAACUCUACUUUACUUCCGGGAACCUGUGACAAGUACCAAAUGUCCGCAUAGCUUUGAACGCGAAGCGAUUGAAGAUAUGAUUGCGCAUAGUUCGACGACUGUUCCCGCGCCCCAGCCGGCGGGAGCCGCCGGCCGUAGCGCGCGUCGUGUUCGCUCGGUCAAGUGUCCGGUGUGCUCAGUUGUCUUGACUGCGGCUGAUCUCCGGACGGAUCCUGUUUUGCUUAGGAGGCUGCGCCGCUAUGAAGCGGCGUUGAGACGGGAAGCGGAAGAUGAUGAGUUAUCCGAUGGGGCGCGGAGAAGACAGUCUGGGGCUAGGAAAAGCGGGAUCACUCUCGUUGACGAUGAUGGGACGGAGGACGGUAAAGAGAUGGAUGUGGAUGAUUCGGACUCGGAUGAUAGGCAGGAUGCAGAAAGUUUCCGCAGCCAAGAUCAUGUACGGAUCAAACAGGAGAUGAGUACAGCUCCUGUCGAUGAUGAUUAGUUGAUGAGCAUUUCGAAUUAUAUCUCUGUAAGUUCAAUAGAUACCUGACGGCGUUGCUCGGGCUUCAAACAAGAUUAUUCUAGCUUGUUAGGCAACCCAUCUCUUCUGAAAAUCAAUAUUAUUGAUUGAUCCGUGAUUAACCAUGCCUCUCAAUCGGGACACGGGAACUGCUUCCUAGAUUACAUACAACGCCCGUCGUGAAAGCUGGAGCAUGAGCCAUGAUCCCGGUAUGUGCCACGAAAGUUGACAUGAAAUAACAGAAAACUAAGUAAACUCCCCGUGCGCCCCCAGUAAACAAUACAAACACCAGAAGAAGAAGGAAGGUUACGAAGAAAAAAAAUCAGGACCGCACUAACAGGGGUAUUUUCCAAGGGACGAUUGUUCUGCCUUGAGUCGUCAUGG